Molecule: messenger RNA, 1788 nt
Organism: Cynocephalus volans (Philippine flying lemur)
Lineage: Eukaryota; Metazoa; Chordata; Mammalia; Dermoptera; Cynocephalidae
Product: eukaryotic translation initiation factor 2 subunit 3-like
Exons: 12
Coding region: 13-1431 (472 amino acids)
Biological process (GO): formation of translation preinitiation complex
Cellular component (GO): eukaryotic translation initiation factor 2 complex; cytosol
Molecular function (GO): GTPase activity; tRNA binding; translation initiation factor activity
Source: RefSeq, a predicted model, not a curated record
UCUCCGGACAAGAUGGUGGUGGGUGGUACUGCAGUGAGUCCUGGUCAGCCGCAUCUGUAUCGCCAGGAUCUCACCACCUUGGAUGUUACCAAGUUGACUCCACUUUCACACGAAGUUAUCAGCAGACAAGCCACGAUUAAUAUAGGUACAAUUGGUCAUGUUGCUCAUGGAAAAUCCACAGUUGUAAAAGCCAUUUCUGGUGUUCACACUGUCAGGUUCAAAAAUGAAUUGGAGAGAAAUAUUACCAUCAAGCUUGGAUAUGCUAAUGCCAAGAUUUACAAACUUGAUGACUCAAGUUGUCCACGACCAGAAUGUUAUAGAUCCAGUGGAAGUAGUACACCAGAUGAGUUUCCUACAGACAUUCCAGGGACCAAAGGGAACUUCAAACUAGUCAGACAUGUUUCCUUUGUUGACUGUCCUGGUCAUGAUAUUUUGAUGGCUACUAUGCUGAAUGGUGCAGCAGUGAUGGAUGCAGCUCUUCUCUUGAUAGCUGGUAAUGAAUCUUGUCCUCAGCCUCAGACUUCUGAACACCUUGCUGCCAUAGAAAUUAUGAAACUGAAACAUAUUUUGAUUCUGCAAAAUAAAAUUGAUUUGGUAAAAGAAAGUCAGGCUAAAGAACAGUAUGAACAGAUCCUUGCAUUUGUACAAGGUACAGUAGCAGAAGGAGCUCCUGUUAUUCCAAUUUCUGCUCAACUGAAAUACAAUAUUGAAUUUGUCUGUGAGUAUAUAGUAAAGAAAAUUCCAGUACCUACAAGAGACUUUACUUCAGAACCCCGACUUAUUGUUAUUAGGUCCUUUGAUGUUAACAAACCUGGCUAUGAGGUUGAUGAUCUCAGAGGAGGUGUAGCUGGUGGUAGUAUUUUAAAAGGAGUUUUGAAGGUCGGCCAGGAGAUAGAAGUCCGACCAGGUAUUGUUUCCAAAGAUACAGAUGGAAAACUCAUGUGUAAGCCAAUAUUUUCCAAAAUUGUAUCACUUUUUGCUGAACACAAUGAUCUUCAGUAUGCUGCCCCAGGGGGUCUUAUUGGAGUUGGAACAAAAAUUGACCCAACAUUGUGCCGAGCUGACAGAAUGGUGGGACAGAUGCUUGGUGCAGUUGGAGCUUUACCUGAUAUCUUCACAGAACUGGAAAUUUCUUAUUUUCUACUUAGACGCCUUCUAGGUGUACGGACAGAAGGAGACAAAAAAGCAGCAAAGGUACAAAAGCUAUCUAAGAAUGAAGUGCUUAUGGUGAACGUAGGAUCCCUUUCUACAGGAGGAAGAGUUACUGCAGUCAAGGCUGAUUUGGGUAAAAUAGUUCUUACUAAUCCUGUGUGCACAGAAGUAGGAGAAAAAAUUGCCCUUAGCCGAAGAGUUGAGAAACAUUGGCGUUUAAUUGGUUGGGGUCAGAUAAGAAGAGGAGUAACUAUCAAGCCAACAGUAGAUGAUGACUGAAGAAUCCCAGUUAAAUAAUACAUAUUGAUGGAGUCAGAAUUUCUCAUAGCACUUAGGUCUAUACUUUCAAAGCAAAACUAGUGAAUAGAUUUCACAGCUUAUUACCUUAGUAGAAGCUGUCAGAUUCUCAUUUUUUGUGAUGAAAAUUUAUUCUCUAUUACUUAAACAGUAAAGCCUGCAGUAGAUGUCAAAAUUAGCUAUUGAUUUAUUUAAUCUAUAUUUUUGCAGCCAUUGAUCAUUGUUAAACAUUUUCAAGUUUGUACCUCAAUGUAGCUUUGUAAUGGUAUUGCUUGUUACAUUCUGUCUUUACUGUAUGCUACUGAACCUGUUUUAAAUAAAGUUUUACUUUGUACUUUU